AUGCGUGGAUCAAAGGGUGAGCCGACCGGAAGUCUCGGCACGUUUGGUGUGAAGAGCGGCUUGGCACAGAUGCUGAAAGGUGGCGUGAUUAUGGACGUCGUUAAUGCGGAGCAGGCGCGCAUUGCUGAAGAGGCAGGUGCUUGUGCCGUGAUGGCGCUUGAGCGUGUCCCUGCCGACAUUCGCGUUCAAGGUGGUGUUGCGCGUAUGUCCGAUCCCAAGAUGAUCCAGGAGAUCAUUGACUCUGUCACUAUCCCAGUGAUGGCCAAGUGUCGUAUCGGCCACUUUGUCGAGGCUCAGGUUCUCCAAGCUGUGAACGUGGACUACAUUGAUGAGAGCGAGGUGCUUACUCCCGCGGACGAUGAGCACCAUAUUAAUAAGCACAAUUUCAAGGUGCCGUUUGUCUGUGGCUGCCGCAAUCUCGGCGAGGCGCUGCGCCGCAUUAGCGAGGGUGCUGCCAUGAUCCGUACAAAAGGAGAGGCUGGCACUGGAAACGUUGUCGAAGCCGUGCGCCAUCAACGCACGGUGCAGGCGCAGAUUCGACGCGCCGCAAGUAUGAGCGACGACGAACUGUACGCGUACGCGCGCGAGAUUCAGGCUCCCUUCCAUUUAUUGAAGGAAACCGCUCGCCUGAAACGCCUUCCUGUGGUCAACUUUGCUGCGGGCGGUCUUGCAACCCCAGCGGACGCUGCGCUUAUGAUGCAGUUGGGCAGCGACGGUGUAUUUGUCGGCUCCGGUAUCUUUAAGGGCCAUAAUCAGGCGGCGCGUGCCAAGGCCAUUGUGCAAGCCGUUGCGCAUUACAACGAUCCUGCCAAGCUUGCAGAGGUGUCCACUGAUCUUGGAGAAGCCAUGGUCGGUCUCACCAUCUCUGACGACAUGCGAGGCGGCAAAUUGGCUGCGCGUGGCUCGUAA
Molecule: messenger RNA, 909 nt
Organism: Malassezia vespertilionis
Lineage: Eukaryota; Fungi; Basidiomycota; Malasseziomycetes; Malasseziales; Malasseziaceae
Product: pyridoxal 5'-phosphate synthase (glutamine hydrolyzing)
Exons: 1
Coding region: 1-909 (302 amino acids)
Biological process (GO): pyridoxine biosynthetic process; amino acid metabolic process; pyridoxal 5'-phosphate biosynthetic process
Molecular function (GO): amine-lyase activity
Source: RefSeq, a predicted model, not a curated record